ACACCCCUAUACUUUUAUUUAAUUAGUGAACUACCACCGUCCGAUUUCCUAUAUAAACCUGGCAUCACUUUUCAUUAGGUUUGCCGAAUUAGAUAGCAAAUCGGCCCUUCUAAACUCACUUUCCCCAUCUUUUCUACUUUUUCCAGAAUUAAAAAAACAACUAUUUGCACACCAAAGUACAACCAAUGGAAGCGUCUUCGAGAAACAGAUCCUCGCAUGGUACAACCUUCCACAGCCACUUCCCGCGCUCGCUCUCGCCGUCCGGCCGAUUCUGCGCCUCCUCCAUCUCAUCGUCCGCCGCGACAUUCUCCGCCCGCUCUGAUCCCCGGCUACGAUCCGACUCGCUCCUUGGCCGAUCCACCAGCCCUACCCGCGUCAGCCUCGGCAGAUCCGUUUCGCCGUCGUCAUCUGUCCGAUUCUCCGCAUCUCAGAGGCGUCCGAUCGCUUCUCAUCACCAGAAGCAUAGCCAACGCUCGCUGCCGAAGAAGACGUGUAUGUGCUCCCCUACGACGCACCCUGGCUCCUUCCGGUGCAGCCUGCACAAAAACAGCAUUGUCACCGGCUACGGCGGGAGCCAGGCGUCGCCGUCCUCGUCGUAUCGGUCCAGCCACCAAUUGAAUAUGCGUCGCUCAGCGAUGACGAAUUCGCUUGUGCGAAUUGGCACGGUGGAGGGGGAUUUGGUGAGGAGAGCAUUGGCUGCGCUGAUUCGUCCGUCGUCGCACAGCUUGCGCCGCCGGCACGACUUCCAGCCUCGGCCCAGCCGGCUCUCCGUCAUGUCGAAAGCCGAUGGCUUAUAAUAGGGGAAAAUUUAUAUCUGGCGGUUUUUUUUGUACAGGAUAACAGGACAGACUGGGUGAGUGACGCGCUGAGUGAACUCAGUCGGAUUAGCCGUGCUUUCGUGGCUGUGGAAAUUUUGAAUUUAAAAAGAACUCGGAGCGGUUUUCGAUUUUUUUUAAAAUUUUUUAAAUUUUAUUGAAGUAGCAAUCAUGUAGUUGGAGACUUGGAGCUGCAGCGAUUUUUGGAAAACUUAUAAUAGAGAAAUAUAUUGAAAUUUAAGUUAAAUUUUCAUGUUCCGCUUAAAAAGGAUUAUUUUAUAUACGGUAAAGGGGUUUUGUGAAUUUAUGGUUUUUAUUUUUAGUAAAUUAUGAACUUUUGAUUUUUCUUCUGUAGUCAAGUUAGCAGUAAUAUAUUGUCUAGGCUGAAGAGGUUGAGGAAUGAAUUGAGAUUUGAGAAGUGACAGAAA
This is a messenger RNA of Salvia splendens (bonfire salvia), 1243 nucleotides long. RefSeq lists its product as uncharacterized. The transcript has a single exon. The coding region runs from base 186 to 797 and encodes 203 amino acids. The record is from RefSeq and is a predicted model, not a curated record. Lineage: Eukaryota; Viridiplantae; Streptophyta; Magnoliopsida; Lamiales; Lamiaceae.